AUGCUGCGCAUAACGUUCUUAUCUUUAAUAUUAUUUGUCUCAUUAUCAUCAACAUCAUUACUUCGUAAAAAAAUUUCACGUCGACAAAGUGAACCUGAAUAUUGUCACGCUAUCGAAGGUUUCGAUUGUAAAUGUACAUAUUACCGUGUAACAUGUACAAGUGAUCGUGAUUUACCAACAUCAAUUAAUGUUUUACAAAAUGAAAAACAAAAAUAUCAAUCUGUUGAAUUAGUUAUUAAUGGUGAACGUGAACAAAAUGUUCAUGAUUAUACAUUUGAACCGGUCAAACAAUUAUAUAAACCUGAUGCGGAUACUUUAGAAUUUCGCAUUAAAUUUGAAAAGUUUACGGAACUUCGUUUAUCAUCACCAAGUAUAUUCAAUCGAGUAUUUCCGGAUAAUUUACCAUCAGAUGUUCGAAAAAUUAUGGCAUUAGAAGUUUAUAAUCCACUUGUUCAACCACAUGAUAAUGCAAAUUUAUUUGCUAAUUUAAAUGUUGAUUCAUUAGAAUUAUAUGUUUUAUAUCCAUUUCGUGGAACAUUUCAACAAUUAUUUAAUGGUGCAAAUAUAAAAUAUUUACGUUUAAGUGGUGGUGAUAUACGUUCAGAUUUAUCACAACCAUUUACAGGAAAUAUUGGACGUUUAGAAUUAGCUAAACAAGCUUCACAACUAUCCAUUCAAAAUUUUCCUGCUUAUCCAGCACAUGAAUUAAUCAUUAAUGCAUUUUAUGUUACCGAUUUUUACACUGAUCAUCCACCAAAUUAUUCUAAUUUAGUUGAAUUACGUAUUCAUAGUCAAGAACGUAUACCAGCUAAUGCUUUUCGACAAUAUCCUAAUCUACAUACACUAUCUGUUUCAACUGAAAAAGAUAUUGAUCCACAUGCAUUUGAUGGUUUACAUCAUUUAGAAAAAUUAACUAUUAAAGAAACAAAACCAUCAUUAGAAUUGAUAAAUAAUUUAUCUAAUGUUAAAGAAUUUGAAGCAAGUGUUGAAAAACUUGAUGAUAAAGAACAAUGUCGAUUAAUUGAAAAAUUAGCUAAUGGACAAAUUGCUAUACAGGCUAUUCCCAAUGGACAUGCAUGUACAUGUGUAUCAGCUUAUUUGGAUACUGCAUCUGGACGAUAUCCAUGUGAUGCACAAAAUUGUGAACAAUCAUCAUGUGCAGCAAUUAAAAAUAAUUUUGAUGCAUCAACACGUACAUUUAAAACACCACCACCUAUUCGACGUUCAGAUGGCACUGAUGCUUUACGUCCACGUGAACCAAAAGUAUACACUGCACCAUAUCAAGUAUCACAUCAAGAUCAAGAAAAAGUUCAACACGCUGCACCACAUCAUGCACAACAACCAUCGGAACAAGAAAGUGACGGACAACAACAACCAGAAGAUGUAAGACCAGUUGGUCCAUCGGACCAGUCCCAAGAAUCAAAACCACAUACUCACACAACUACCCAAAGUUUCGAUCAACAGCAAGGUGAAGAUGAACACGAUCAUGUAGCAUCCGAGCCACCUUAUGAUCCAUCACGACAACAACCCUAUGAUCCAUCACAACAACAACCCCAUGAUCCAUCACAACAACAACCCUAUGAUCCAUCACAACAACAACCCCAUGAUCCAUCACAACAACAACCCUAUGAUCCAUCACAACAACAACAACCAUACGACCAAUCACAGCAUCAACCAUACGAUCCAUCGCAACAACAACCAUACGAUCCAUCGCAACAACAACCAUACGAUCCAUCACAACAACCACAACCUAGCGAAACUCAUCAUAUAGGUCCACUGGUACCACACGAACAAACGAAUCAAGGAGAAGGUGUUGAUCCAGGAACAUCAGUUGAAGGUGGUGAAGAUAAACAAGAUGGUGAUGAUCAGAAAACUCAAAAAGAUGAAGAAGGUCAUGAAACUCAUAAAGAAGGAGAAGGUCAUGAAAUUCAUAAAGAUGGAGAAGGUACUGAAAAUCAACAAAUAGGAGAAGGAGGUCAAGAGCAACCUGCACAAACUGAUUCAAGUCAAUCUACAGAAGCAGCUGCUACUGUUGCUACUGAUGUUACUGAUGCACCGGCACCAGCUAAGAAAGGAUUUAGUUGGUUACCAAUAAUUAUUAUUGUUGCAGCCAUAGCCGCACUUCUUCUUAUCGGUUUACUCAUAUUAAUAUUGCGAAAACGACGUGCUAGUAGAGGAUAUAACCCAGCAUCUACUUCAGACCGUGGAGCAGGUACAACAGCCAGAACAUAA
This is a messenger RNA of Rotaria sp. Silwood2, 2232 nucleotides long. NCBI's taxonomy places the organism in Eukaryota, Metazoa, Rotifera, Eurotatoria, Philodinida, Philodinidae. The record is from the annotation of a GenBank genome assembly.